Aspergillus chevalieri is the source of this 3324-nucleotide messenger RNA. Its product is annotated as Sfi1 family protein. The record is from RefSeq and is a predicted model, not a curated record. The transcript has 2 exons. NCBI's taxonomy places the organism in Eukaryota, Fungi, Ascomycota, Eurotiomycetes, Eurotiales, Aspergillaceae. The coding region runs from base 1 to 3324 and encodes 1107 amino acids.
AUGCCUCCGAAUCCCCGUCAGCGUAGAGCUCCGUCCUAUGAAACUCCGUCUCUCUCGGACGAAGAUGUCGGCCUUCUCUACCAGAUCAUCACCCGCGCCGAAGGCAAGCCCGAAGCCCAGCAAACGCCAUUCCGGGCCUUAUUCACGGCGUACGACGAAAUUAUUGACGAACAUGCCGUGGACGCUGACCCAGGUCAUGUCUGCCUACACUUCCUGUUCAAGAUGGGCAGCAAAGGCAUUUCGGGGGAUACACUGUUCGACAAGUUCGAGAACCUGCUGCAGCACAUGGGGAUAGUGAUUGAACUGGGCGACGAAACCGAGACUAAUGAAUACUACAACCAGAGUUCUGUUUAUGGUGGUUACAGUGGGACUGUGACUGUGGAUUAUAACCAUAGGUCUUACCCUCACAGGGAUGAGGACACGACGCAGCCUCCGCGACGGAGACGAGCCUCGUUCAACUCGAUGUACGAUGUUGGCGAUGAUCCUACGCAACGAAGUAUCGCGAAUCGCCCUAGCUCGCGCUCGUCGUUGUCGCGACUGGAGGUUGGGAAAACUGAGUUUCCAGAACUCACGCCCAAACCAUCGCCGAGACAUCCUGCCGCGGGCAUCAGACAGCACGACUCGCCGGACCGGACGCAAUUGAUCGCGCAAUUUCUGGAUGUUGGUCGUCGCUUGAUAAGUCGAUUCGAUUCGUUGAAACCCAACAAGGACAACACCGGUGAUGACACUCAAAUCAGUGUCGGAGCGCAAGCCAAAUCUGCCGUGCACAAAGAUCGCUCUGAGAGACUGUCGCGACGUCAGUCGCGCAAGUCGCUGAGUUCUAACAGUUCGGGUGAGGAGGAAGAGGAUGAUGAUAAUGACGAUGACGACGAAUCCAUUUCUUUCCAUGGUGACGAAAGCGGACCGAUUGAAAAGCCGGAUGUCCCUCCUGAGAUGCUGUAUCGACCAUCCCUUUCGGAUCUGUUGCGGGAUGCCUCGACUUUCAACAUGUAUCGCGAACGCGGAAUAAAGCGCCGCCUUCUGACUCAAUGGCUGAAGAAGGCCAUUCAGAAACGGCAGGGUAGUGUCAAUAUGGAGAAUGUCGCUAUCAACCGCGACAGAUCCACACUUGUUCGCCAGGCUUUUGAACAAUGGCGCGGAAUCAUUCAGGAUAAGCGACAAGCGGUUCGCACGGAGCGAUUCUUCAAACACCUUGAGCAGCGCGCUGGGCGUGCUCGUGACUUGUUCCUGGUCACUAAGGCCUUCACUCAUUGGGCGCAAGUGACUUCUGAGGAGGUCGCCAGAACCUCGGCUGCGCGCCGGCGCAUUCUCAGUAUCAAAUACUUCAAUGCUUGGCGGGAAAUAACUGCCGUCAACGAAUUAAAGGCCCAGCGGUUUGCAAUGCGCAAACCGUUCGACACAUGGCGGAAACGGAUCCAGCAAGUCAAGGAGAAUGAAACGACCGCCACAGCAAACCACGACAGGGACUUAAAGAAUGGUGUCUACUGGCAAUGGUUCUGGGGCUUUUGCGACCGCCGCGCGCCACAAUGGUACGAAUACCGCCUCAAGAGACGUUCCUUGUUAUGUUGGUUACGAAGCUUCCGCACAAACAGGGAACGUAACCACGAGAUCGAAAUCCGGAACCGACGGUUAACCAUUGGAUCAGCAUGGCAGAUAUUAACUCAGAGGUCCAAGGGCAUUGCUGGUGCGGAGCAGGAAGCGGUAUUCAUGCAGCGGCAUAAGCUUCUGAAGGAAUCGUUUGGAGAGUGGAAGAUCCAAGCCUGCCUCGCUCCAGCCGCGUACCGUGUUUCUGAUAUGGUCGACAAACGGGUUCUUCAGUCCGCGUUUACGCAAUGGGUACAGCGAGCUCAGAUGGGUAAGCAAGCGAGAGAAAUGGACAGAAAGAGGAUCAUGCGGAACUCAUGGACAUCAUGGAACGACAAACUCCGCUGCCAGGCGCUGAGUGCACGGAUCGAUGAACGCUUAAAGAUGGAAACAAUGUACAAGUGGAUUCUGGCAGAGCGAUUCUGCCUAAUGCAGCGAAUUCGAGACCAACGGAUCAAGCGUGACACAUUCUCAACCUUUGUUGCCAGUAUCCGCGGGACGUACUCUCGGCUGCUCCAUCAUGCAGAUAUCCACGAAGACUAUCGCAGCGAGGAACUGCUCCGGUCGAAAUUCAAUACUUGGCGCGAUCGGCUUGUACUCCAGCGACAACGGGAGUAUGCUGCGUUUGAGUUCUAUGCGCCACGACUUCAGCAAGAAUCCCUCGUCGCGUGGCGCUCUAAGCAGCAGAAUGUCGCGAGGCUGGACACACGAUCAAAAGACGCUCGUUUCUAUUUCCUAGCGACUAGGACAAUAAAACACUGGCACACUGCCACGGUGCAAUCGGCCAAACGACGGCGUCAGGAGUCAUAUGGCUGGUUCCGAAGGAAAGUUAAGAUGAGACUGGCGACGCGAGCUUUGGAGAACUGGCAGUCAUGGGCUGGCCACGUAGCUGAUCUGGAGCGGCAAGCGUUCGAGUUCCAUCGUAACAAAUCGUUGAGUAUUGCAUCUGGUUUGUUUGACCUAUGGCAUGACCAGGCUUCGAAGCGUCUUCAAGAUUGUCAUGAAGCCGAGAUGCACUAUGCCAGACAAGCUGCGUAUGGUCAGCUGAUGCGCUGGACUGAGCUCUAUCUCGAGAAUCGUGAUCUGGAACUACAAGCCGCUGGACUCUACCGUGUGCACAUUCUUGGUCAGGCCAACGCCUCGCUCCGCAAGCUUAGCUUGCGCAUAUUCCAAAUAAAUAGCUCGUCCGAAACAGCUGAUUCACUGCGCGAGCGAAAUACUAGAAAGCAUGGGAGAGGCAUGUUCCGUCACUGGAUCGACCAAACACGUACCAAGCUCGAGGAACGAGACUCUUUUGCUCCUCUUGUGACACCCGGAAGACCUAGUCGAAGCUUCGACGGCACAACAGGCCCUAGAUCCGGUCGCUCGCUCUUCGACCCUUGGUAUCCAGUCGAAACACCGUUUAAGAUGAGCGAGUUCGCCACGCAGUCACAAGGUCCCGAUCCCGGCCCCGGCCCUUCUGCCAGUCCAUUAGCGACUCCCAACUACAUGGCUUCGCCAUCCAAACGUGCCGCGCGAGCAAGAGUUCUGGCGCAAGCAUCAACCACCCCCGCGACACCGUUGUACACGCCGUUCGCUGGUCGAGUUCUUCGGGCUGAAGGCAUGGCUGCAAAGAAUGCUUCGACUAGACGACGCAAUGGUCGGGGGAGUGCAUUGGGGACGAGCGUCAGGUUUGUUGACGAGGAACCUACGUCGCCUUCGGAGGGGAAGAGGUCUGGGAAUCGGCGUACUACGUCCUAA